AUCCAUCGUCUGCUCACCACCGUCCCUCAUCCCAUCUGCCUCAUGAACAUGUAGUAUUCUUUUCGCUCACCUGCGCCUUUCUGGCGGUUGUGAGUGAGCCAGCUCUAACCGAAAUGGGCAACCUACGCAAUGGCUGGAGUCGCUCUUUCCCUACUGGUGAAGGAGCGCUGUUCCCUUCUGCUUCUGCUGCUUCUACUUCUUAUUCGCUGCUCUCCUUUGCUCUCUCUUCUUUUCUUUCUCUACAUCCCAGGCGGCGUUUGCUACUUGUCUCAACUUUCAUUGCUGGAGUCAUCCUCACGGUAAUCAUGAAGAGAGAACAGCUGCUUUGGCUGUUGACGGCCGCGGCGGGUGCCAGGCCGCUGCUGGAGUAUCAACAGGGCACCAAGUUCGAUUAUCCGGGCCUACGGUUUGACUACGACCGUAAGUUCCAUAUUACCAUGUUCAAUGACCUGCACCUCGCGGAUGGAGGGGUCCUUCCAUACCGCCCAGACGCGGAUGACAAGACGAUCGGCGUCAUGAACGCGGUUCUGAACUCCGAGCCCAACACCGACCUCGUCAUUCUCAACGGCGAUCUCAUUUCCUGCGAAUGGGUUGCUCCCGAAGACGCCAACAAGCACAUUGACAAGAUCAUGCAGCCACUCCUCGACCGCCAGCUUCCUUGGGGUACCACGUUCGGCAACCAUGACUACUCCAAGACAUGUAACGUGCGGCUCAUGUCCGAGCACCAAUGGGAUGUUGGCAAUGCGAACGGCCGUCAACUCACCUGGACUACAUCAUCCGUUACGGGCGACUACAACCAGGUCGGCUCAAGCAAUUACUACAUCCCGAUCUACGACUCUGCCGGUGGCGGAAAUCCGAACCUCAAGAUGAUCAUUUGGCUCUUCGAUAGCAAGGGUGGUAGGAAAUACCAACCGCAAGGCGAGGAUGAGUCCAUCGCUGACUGGGUGGAUGAGAGGGUUAUCUCAUGGUUCCGCUUGACGAGAGAUCAGUUGAAUCAGGACCACGGCAAGACCAUCCCAAGCAUUGCCUUCGUUCACAUUCCGCCGCAUGUAACAGAAGCAUUUCAACGCAAAGGUGGACGUACUUCUACACAAGAACCUGGACUCAAUGAAGAAGUAAUCAGUCAUCAAGGCAAUGUUUGCGACCCAUCUGGCCACAACUGCGACUAUGCCGGAAAGGAUAUCCCGUUCAUGGAGGCUCUAGUCGAGACAGAGGGCUUGAUGGCUGUGUUUUCGGGCCACGAUCAUAAAGUUGAUUGGUGCAUGAAAUGGUCCGCUACCAAGCCAGUCCCCAACAACCAGCCUGCCAAAGGCAAUGGUAUGCACUUUUGCUUCGGCAGGCAUACAGGCUACGGUGGCUAUAGCGACUACGCACGCGGCGGGCGGCAUAUUGUCAUCGAGGAAGACAAACUAGGGCAAAGUGUGCUCGAGACUUGGAUUAGGCUUGAGGAUGGCACUAUCUCUGGCAAGGUCACGUUGAACGCUACCUUUGGAUACGAUCAGUAUCCUGCGGUCAAGAAGACGAAGACCACCGGUUCUAUCGGUGAUAUCUCGGACAGCGGCGUCUCGGUCGAAAACAAGCCAGAUACGACGACAACCACCGACAACCAAACCAAAGCCGAAGGUCAAGCCGACGCCCAAGCCUAAGCAUAAGCCGAAGCCGAAGCUCAAACCGAAGCCUAAGGGAAAGGGCAAGCAUCUGCCCUAGGUGCAUCUUCGUCAUCAUGAUCAUGAACCUUUGCAGUUCUAGUGGUGAAAGACUUGCUCUUGUGCGCAGAAUGGUACAUUCACGGCCUGCUUUUGGGAGCGAUUAAGGGAUAUGGCGGUAUAAUAUACCCGGUGCAUGUCACUAGCAAUGAAUGGAAAUAGUAGUAUGGAUUUCAGCUACUAUAAAGCAGCCCUUGGUUGCUUGCUCGUCCAAGAGACAAAAUGAG
This is a messenger RNA of Trematosphaeria pertusa, 1933 nucleotides long. RefSeq names its product Metallo-dependent phosphatase. Gene Ontology annotation, cellular component: cytoplasm. The record is from RefSeq and is a predicted model, not a curated record. The transcript has 4 exons. Bases 306 to 1646 code for a protein of 446 amino acids. NCBI's taxonomy places the organism in Eukaryota, Fungi, Ascomycota, Dothideomycetes, Pleosporales, Trematosphaeriaceae. Gene Ontology annotation, molecular function: hydrolase activity, acting on ester bonds.